Brachypodium distachyon (stiff brome) is the source of this 2586-nucleotide messenger RNA. Its product is annotated as prolyl endopeptidase. The record is from RefSeq and is a predicted model, not a curated record. Gene Ontology annotation, molecular function: serine-type endopeptidase activity; oligopeptidase activity. Gene Ontology annotation, cellular component: cytosol. Bases 5 to 2326 code for a protein of 773 amino acids. Lineage: Eukaryota; Viridiplantae; Streptophyta; Magnoliopsida; Poales; Poaceae. Gene Ontology annotation, biological process: proteolysis. The transcript has 12 exons.
GGGCAUGUGUUGCCAUCCUGCGACUUCUUCGCCGCUAUUCAAUCCCAUUAAAUACCACCACCGGCCCAGGGCGCUAGGGCAUCGCCUUGCUUCACACAACGCCAUGGGCUCCCUCGCCGCCGCCGACGAGCCGCUGCCUCCGCUCCGGUACCCUCCGGCUCGCCGCGACGGCGACAUUGUUGACGACUACCAUGGAGUUCUCGUGCCGGACCCCUACAGAUGGAUGGAGGAUCUGGAGUCCAAGGAGGUGAAGGAGUUCGUGGAGGCGCAGUCUGCCGUGGCCGACGCCGUGCUCUCCACCUGCGACCACCGCGGCCGCCUGCGCGGGCAGCUCACGGCGCUCCUCGACCACCCGCGCUACCGCGCCCCGUUCAAGCGCCGCGGCAGCUACUUCUACUUCCACAACCCCGGCCUCCUGCCCCACGCCGCCCUGCACGUCCAGCACGGGCUGGACGGCGAGCCCGGCGUGCUGCUGGACCCCAACGCCUUCAGCGACGACGCCACGGUGUCGCUCUCCAUGAUCGGCGUCAGCGACGACGGCGAACACCUGGCCUACGGCACCAGCGGCAGCGGCAGCGACUGGGUCACCGUCAGGGUGAUGCGCGUCCGCGACAAGCACCGCCUGCCCGACUGCCUAUCCUGGGUGAAGUUCUCGCGAAUUGCGUGGACGUGCGACGGGAAGGGCUUCUUCUACUCGCGUUUCCCAGCUCCAAAGGGGGACGAUGGCGUGCAGAAUUCUGGGAUCAGGACUGACAUUAAUCUCAACCACGAAGUUUACUACCAUCUCCUUGGAACUGACCAGUCUGACGACGUCCUCUGCUGGAAUGACCCCGAGCAUCCCAAGCACAUAUACACCCCUGAAGUUACAGAGGACGGCAAGUAUGUGCUUCUGUCUGUUUCAGAAGCUUCAGAACCGGUCAACAAGUUGUACUACUGUGACCUCUCAGCUCUUCCUCACGGGCUAGAAGGCAUCAAGGGAACCCGAGACAUGCUUCCUUUUGUGAAGCUUGUAGACGAAUUCGAGGCAUACUACGGAGUCAUCGCCAACGAUGACGCCCAAUUCACAAUUCUCACCAAUAAAGAUGCUCCGAGGUAUAAAUUGUCGCGGGUCGGCAUCGACAAUCCACAGUCAUGGGUCGAUGUUAUACCUGAAGAUGACAAGGCUGUGCUAGAAUCGGCCUGUGCCGUCCACGGGAACAAGCUUCUGGUGAACUACUUGUCAGAUGUCAAGUAUGUGUUGCAGGUGAGGAGUUUGAUCACUGGGGAGUUGCUCCAUGACAUACCCAUCGACAUAGGCAGCGUCAAUGGGAUCACCGGAAGGCGUGUCGAUUCCGAGGUGUUCAUCGAGUUUGCCGGCUUCCUUACCCCAGGAAUCAUUUAUAGGUGUGAUCUGAGCGCCGAGACUCCUGAGAUGAACAUAUACAGAGAAAUUUCAGUUCCUGGUUUUGAUCGCACGGGCUUCGAAGCAAAGCAGGUGUUUUACCAAAGCAAGGACGGAACGAAGGUGCCCAUGUUCAUCGUCUCCAAGAAGGGCAUCGACCUGGACGGGUCGCACCCGACUCUGCUCUACGGCUACGGCGGGUUCGGCAUGAGCAUGACGCCGCAGUUCAGCGCAGCCCGGGUCGUCCUCAUGAGGAACCUAGGAUUAGUGACGUGCAUUGCCAACAUCCGGGGCGGCGGAGAGUACGGGGAAGGCUGGCACAGGGCCGGGUCGCUCGCGAACAAGCAGAACUGCUUCGACGACUUCAUCGCCGCCGGCGAGUUCCUCGUCUCCGCCGGUUACACGAGCCCGAGCAGGCUGUGCAUUGAAGGAGGGAGCAAUGGAGGCCUCCUGGUAGCCGGCUGCGUGAACCAGCGGCCUGGUCUUUUCGGGUGUGCUCUUGCUCAUGUGGGUGUCAUGGACAUGCUUCGGUUCCACAAGUUCACCAUAGGUCGUGCCUGGACCUGUGAUUUCGGCUGCUCGGAGAACGAGGAAGAAUUCCACUGGCUUAUCAAGUACUCCCCUCUGCACAACGUGAGGCGGCCAUGGGAGAAGUGCGCCGGCGGCGGCGGCGACCACCGCCAGUACCCUCCGAUCAUGCUGCUGACGGCGGACCACGACGACCGCGUCGUGCCCUCGCACACGCUCAAAUUCCUCGCGACGAUGCAACACGUGCUGUGCACGAGCCUGCAGGAGCACGGCAGCCCCCAGACGAACCCGAUCGUCGCCCGGAUCGCCCGCAAGAGCGGGCACGGCUGCGGUCGCUCCACGCAGAAAAUCAUCGACGAGGCUGCGGAUCGUUACGCGUUCGCGGCAAAGAUGAUGGGGCUCUCCUGGAUCGACUGAGUUGAUUCUCCGCACGGACUUAACACGGAUCGGAGUCAAGAGAUCGGAGGCGAUUGUGACCCUAGACAGCUAUUGUAAUACGUGGACAACACGACGCUCAGAGCCUCCCCUCUGGUUGUUUAUUGUGCAAAUCUAGCGUUAACUGAGAUCAUGCGGUUCAGAGUACAGUAUUACCCAAUCAGCAUGAAGAUGUGUGCUAACCGAUGUGGAACAAACAAAAUGUCGCUGCAGUUGAUAUAUGCCACUCUAAUUCUUGCGUA